UGUUCGCUCAUCCGUAGCCAUUUUGGCUCAAACUAUUUUGGCUCAAGCCAUUUUGAUUCAAGCAAUGACGCUGAGCGUGCCGCUUGUCGCCUCGCUGCCCAUCUCUCUUUGAAACCAAUGCCCUCGCAAGUCCUUAAAAUACACUGCAAGCCAAGUAAGUACUUCAGUGCUGGAUACAUACUUCGCAUCCUCUGUUCGCAUGUUGUCCUCCCCCUUCUUUUUUUGUUGUUGUCGUGAAGCAUGGCGCGGGUAAACUCGUCAAUGCAUGGUCGUCCGGGCUUGCUUGCUAUCCAAAGUUCUGGUGCCACGGGUCCGUCCCGAUGUCAUGUGUUCCUAAUUUGACUGGUCAGAACAAUGUGGUUGGUCAGAGCACUGUGACUGCUCAGAGCACGGUGACAGGUCAAGACAUGGAGCAAGUUCGUAAUGUGAUUGGUCAGGACAAUCUGACUGGUCAGAGCACUGUGACUGGUCAGAGCAAUGUGACUGGUCAGGACACGGAACGUGUUCGUAAUGUGACUGCUCAGAGCAUUCGGGCAUGGCCACGUCCGCUCACAGUUUUCUACCAUGUGUUUCAAAGCAAUAGCGGGGAAGAAGCCGAAGAUUUGACAACUUCCAUUGUCACAGAACAAUUGUCUACGAUGCGGUCCUCGAAGGCUUUCGGCCAAGGCGUGAAAUUGAUGUCAACGUUCAUAGGCCCUAGGAACAGCGGCGUGACAGCACUGCUCGAAUGUCCCACGUGCCAGUUGCUGGAGUCGUCACAGACUGGGGACGAGUCUUCUACACUGCAGCACCUUCAUGAUUACUGUUCCAAACACCACUCCGAGCGUGUGGUGUACAUGCAUUCCAAAGGAACUUUCCAUCCAGGUCCGUUUAACAACAAUAUAAGGCGAUUCCUCAUGAAGGGAAUCUGGUCCGAUGCGUGUCAUUCUCAGGACAUGUUCCAAAAGUGCACCGCGUGUGGCAGCCGCUUCAGCCCUAUGCCGCACCAGCACUAUCCAGGGAAUAUGUGGUUGGCCAGAUGUGAUUACGUCUCCCGCCUGAUUCCGCCCUUGAAGUUUGAGUCGGCCAUGGCGUCGGUUGUGCGGACCGCCGUCGAGAAAGGCGUGCUGUCUGGCUUUCUCAGGCAUUCAUAUUUUGGUUUGGAUCGAUUCUCUGCGGAACACUGGUUGGGCUCGCAUCCGAGCCACGCUCCUUGCGACGUAUGUGGCAAUCCCAGUUACACUUGGGAUUUUAGGAAUCAUCCUGAAUUUCGACAGGAACACUAUCGGGUGACUUGGGCCCCCAAGCUGUUCGCGGAUCCGAGGCCAGGCAUGCCGUUGCGCGCUUUCUGUCACUCGUGCGGCAAAGUCGGAGCCAUAUGCAACGUGACGAGAUUGAAGUUGUGGCGGCUUUUCGAGUGGGAGUUCUUGUACCCCGACCAUCAAUCACAGAGGGGCGCUUUGUGGGAGUAUUACCGCGCAGGCGCGGGUCUCUGCGGAUGA
Prorocentrum cordatum is the source of this 1481-nucleotide messenger RNA. NCBI's taxonomy places the organism in Eukaryota, Dinophyceae, Prorocentrales, Prorocentraceae. The record is from the annotation of a GenBank genome assembly.